AACGCCCCCUCGGUGUCCCCAGGCUUCCUGAGCACGGGGGACCAGGCGGCCAAGGGCAACUACGGGCUGCUGGACCAGAUCCAGGCGCUGCGGUGGCUGCACGAGAACGUCGGCCACUUCGGCGGCGACCCGCAGCGCAUCACCAUCUUCGGCUCCGGCGCCGGCGCCGCCUGCGUCAGCCUGCUCAUCCUCUCCCACCACUCCGAAGGCCUGUUCCAGAAGGCCAUCGCGCAGAGCGGCACGGCCAUCGCCAGCUGGUCGGUCAACUACCAACCCCUCAAGUACACGCGGCUGCUGGCGGCCAAGGUGGGCUGCGAGCGCGCCGACACCGGCGCCGCCGUCGAGUGCCUGCGGCGCCAGCCCUUCCGCGCCCUGGUGGACCAGGACGUGCAGCCCGCCCGCUACCACGUGGCCUUCGGGCCGGUGGUGGACGGCGACGUGGUGCCGGACGACCCCGAGAUCCUGAUGCAGCAGGGCGAGUUCCUCAACUACGACAUCCUGAUCGGGGUCAACCAGGGCGAGGGCUUGAAGUUCGUGGAGGACUCGCUGGAGAGCGAGGACGGCAUCUCGGCCUCCUACUUCGACUUCACGGUGUCCAACUUCGUGGACAACCUCUACGGCUACCCCGAGGGCAAGGACAUCCUGAGGGAGACCAUCAAGUUCAUGUACACGGACUGGGCCGACCGCGACAACGGCGAGAUGCGGCGCAAGACGCUGCUGGCGCUCUUCACCGACCACCAGUGGGUGGCGCCGGCGGUGGCCACGGCCAAGCUGCACGCCGAGUACCAGUCGCCGGUGUAUUUCUACACCUUCUACCACCACUGCCAGACGGACGCGCGGCCGGAGUGGGCGGACGCGGCGCACGGCGACGAGAUCCCCUACGUCUUCGGGGUGCCCAUGGUGGGCGCCACGGAUCUGUUCCCCUGCAACUUCUCCAAGAACGACGUCAUGCUCAGCGCCGUGGUCAUGACCUACUGGACCAACUUCGCCAAGACGGGCGACCCCAACCAGCCAGUCCCCCAGGACACCAAGUUCAUCCACACCAAACCCAACCGCUUCGAGGAGGUCGUGUGGACGCGCUUCGACGGCAAGGACAAGCGCUACCUGCACAUCGGCCUCAAGCCGCGCGUGCGCGACCACUACCGCGCCAACAAGGUCGCCUUCUGGCUGGAGCUCGUCCCCCACCUGCACAACCUCCACCAGCUGCCCCACGCCUCCACCACCACCCGCCUGCCCCCUCCCCAGGGCCCCCCGCGCGGCCUCAAGCCGCGCGUGCGCGACCACUACCGCGCCAACAAG
This is a messenger RNA of Onychostruthus taczanowskii (white-rumped snowfinch), 1299 nucleotides long. RefSeq names its product neuroligin-2-like. The transcript is spliced from 3 exons. The record is from RefSeq and is a predicted model, not a curated record. Gene Ontology annotation, biological process: postsynaptic membrane assembly; modulation of chemical synaptic transmission; synaptic vesicle endocytosis. Gene Ontology annotation, molecular function: signaling receptor activity; neurexin family protein binding. Gene Ontology annotation, cellular component: cell surface; postsynaptic specialization membrane; synapse. The annotation marks the transcript as partial. NCBI's taxonomy places the organism in Eukaryota, Metazoa, Chordata, Aves, Passeriformes, Passeridae.